Alternaria atra is the source of this 2163-nucleotide messenger RNA. RefSeq lists its product as uncharacterized. The coding region runs from base 1 to 2163 and encodes 720 amino acids. Gene Ontology annotation, molecular function: protein binding. The transcript has a single exon. The record is from RefSeq and is a predicted model, not a curated record. NCBI's taxonomy places the organism in Eukaryota, Fungi, Ascomycota, Dothideomycetes, Pleosporales, Pleosporaceae.
AUGGCACGUAUCGUACAGGAUUCAGAUGAAGAGCUCGACGACGAUCUUGAAAGCGACCUACCGCCACCCAAACAACCAGACGCGUCCGCGCAGCCACCCAGCAAUGAGACCCACGGCACUGGAUCCACUGGUAGGGUCGACAUCAUGGAACCGCAUUCCGAGCCAAAAGUACUGACAUGUAGUUCAGAAUCGCUGAAGAGAGCUAUCGAAAAGGCGCACCGAAAUCAUCUCCAAUCACAGCCCAGCCAGGAUGAGCCUCAGUCAUCAGUGUCAUUGCCUGAAUACCCAAGCAAAAAGAGAAAGACUGCUGUUGAUCCAAGCCCACUCAAGCCAUCUGACGAUGCAUCGGCCAAAAAGAGAGGCCCGAUCACCUAUGGCAAGGCUCCUAAAUCCAUCUUCGGUAGUUCUCCAACAUUCAAAGCUCCGCCCGAGGACCCGUCAGGCACAAACCUUGCACCUCCUUACGAAAUUGAUUGGCUUCCGGAAGGCACUAUGCGCGACAACUACGCCCACCACGAACCAGCCAUGUUCCCUGAGCCUUCUAGUACUGUCCCCAAUGCCACUAUGACCCAACAACACGUUUUGGAAGUUGUCAAUGCUCCGAUGAUGAUGGGCCAGGAAGUCGAAAGUGAAGGUCCCCGUUAUUUCCCUCCACCCGAACCAUCAAUACCAUGGUCAGACCUCAUGAAGUUCACACCUGCAGAAGCGGCUGACCAGACUGAAUCAUCCGAUCGUGACGCACCUCCGACUGAUGUUCCGUCGACCACGCCAACCCGGACGACACAGGGAGGCUAUGAGUACUCUGCAUCCCAACGAAGCAGGUGUGAAUCUUCUGUUCCUCCGAAAGACAGUCCUCUAAGGAAUGGGCUUCCUCGUCCUGAAGCCAAUGAGAUGGGCCGAAAGGCAGCGUCUGGUGAGGCCUACCCUACAACGACUCUGGUUUUACCUUCAACGGCAUCACCAGGGACCCAAGAAGGAGGUUAUGGGGAAGCUCAAAAGACACGUUGUCGUUCAAAGUCUCGACCAGUGCCUAUAGGUGGCUCUGAUGAUGAUCUUGCCGUUCUGGAGCUGCCCAAGGAGCAAUACAAGCCACGGCCCAGUCGCUCAAGAUCGCUGAAGGUUGAAGAAGAGCAACCCAUCGAUUACUCCGUCCGGCCCGAGAAGGCCAAGAAGGUUAGCAGACGGCGGCAGACAACGGCUGCAGUCGAUGCCAACAAGAUCACAACCCCCGAGAAGGUACGACAAAUCUGUGACAUGGGAUUUACACCUUCCACGACCUCUGGAGCCCUAGAGCGACACAACGGUGACGUCAUACAUGCUAUUGACUGGCUAGUCACUAACAAUGUUGGCCACGACGAGCUUGCACCACCAAGUCCAGCCAAAGUUAAGCCGGCCAUGAACAAAAGCAACGACAGCCCAGCAAUGGAUUCUGAGACUAUGCAAGAUAUCAUGCGCAACCUAAACGAGUAUCGCAGAGAUGAUACUCAGGUGUCUGAGCAGGAGGUUGUUCAUGUUGCGGUGGCAAACGAUACUACUAUGCAGUCAGACGCUGUGGAGGAUAUCACAAAACCUCUAGCGACAGAGCUGCGCUCCCCUACGAAAGUGCAGGUGGUAAUAUCUAAGAAGUCGCCAGUUGCCGUUUCUAAGCAGACCCCAAGCUCUGUCGCGGCCUCGAACAAGAAGGCAAAGCGCAGGAAAACCACGUUAGAUCAGCCUGAGAGCGAACCAAUUGAAGCAGAUGAUGCUGUGUCUGAGGCCGUGCCCGCGAAGAAGAAGGCGCGUGGUCGACCCAAGAAGACUGCGCCUGCUGUUCCGCCUAAGGACCCCAAUCCAGAACUAUUGGAACAAACCGCGGAGGUGAAGCAACAUGAAGAAGUUGCACAAAUCGUCGAGCCCGAGUCAAUUCCAGAAAAAGCAAAGCAAGACUCGAAACUCGCACCUGUGGAGACCAAACAGGCGCAAUCGUCAGAUAUCACGGUCUCAACGACUGCCAGUCAUUCCAAUCCACCAUCGAAAUCGUCCCCAGCCACGACGUCAGAGACCCCUGAACCAAAAACGAAACCUAUAACUGCAUCACCACUCAACACAGGGAAGGUGCCGUACCGCGUAGGACUGAGCAAACGGGCGAGGAUCGCUCCUCUAUUGCGCAUCGUGAAGAAAUGA